Necator americanus (New World hookworm) is the source of this 675-nucleotide messenger RNA. RefSeq lists its product as uncharacterized. The record is from RefSeq and is a predicted model, not a curated record. NCBI's taxonomy places the organism in Eukaryota, Metazoa, Nematoda, Chromadorea, Rhabditida, Ancylostomatidae. Bases 1 to 675 code for a protein of 224 amino acids. The transcript has 5 exons.
AUGAUGAACGACCUGACCCCCGAGCUAGGCAGGAGGAGACGAGCGGCUUGGGGAGCGCACAAGAGCAUCGAGGAUGUAGUGAAGAAGACCAGGAACAUCCGGCUCCGUGCUCACCUCUUCAACACCACCGUACUUCCUGCUUUGACCUAUGCUUCGGAAACCUGGGCAUUUCGCAAGCAGGAAGAAAAUGCGCGAUUGAUGAUUAGAGACGCCGCCGCGUUUACCAAGGAAAGUAAAAGGUGGGCCGGAUACGUGAUACACUUUAACGACAACCGUUGGACCAGAGGAAUGCAAAUAGCACCAACGUUGUACGACAUCCCGCCUCUCUCCCAAAAGAUCAAUCAAAUGUUGAAAGCGCUGGACAAUCCUAUUCUGCCUAUUGCUCCCGACGAGGACGUAACGGACGAAGAAUCGCACAUGUUAGAGAUGGUUUACGAAGGAAGGAUGACAGAUUUGAGGAACUUGUUGCAUACUAACAUCCUUGAAUUGCAACAGGAGACUGCAAAGAAAACGCUUCCGGUUUUAGCACCGAGGAAGAAGUUCGUCUUUGUAUCUGCGGAGACAAUAUCCACAUACAAAUUUGUAUGUGUUGCCCGCAGUGCUGAUGACUUCAGCCAGGAGAAGCGUCUGAGAAGGAGGUUGCAUCGUCAGCUGAAAGGUGAUCGUGAGAAGUAA